GUGUUUCCCGGGCUGACCGCGAGGAUGCAUCGAUCGUCAAGGCUCGUCAACGGGAGCUUGCCGAACUCCAGCAGAGGAGGGAGGCGGAGAUCCGAGCCACGAGAAGCCAGCAGGAGGAAGAGCAGCGCCAGCGUCAGGAAGAGCAGCAGCGCCAGCAAGAGGAGCGGCAGAGACAUCUCCGGGCGCAAAGAGCUGCAGAAGAGCGCCGCCAGAAAGAGGCAAACCUGUGGGCUUCCACGCGAAUGGCGCAGCUGAGACAGGAGCUACGGGGACUCCGCGGCCUCUCCACCAGCGCACGGAAGGCACAUAUCCGAGCACUUCAGCUGGAGCUUCACCCGGACAAGCAGCCGGAAGAACGUCGACAGGAGGCCAAGAGGUUGUUCCUUUUGGUCCAGAGCGAGUGGGAGACGCUACAGUCUUCCUCGGAGAUGCCCUGGGAAGGGCCCUCGCCUACAAGAGCUCACAAGGCGCAGGCUGACUGGGCCCAACGUCGGGCGCAGACCUUCGAUGAGGCGAAGAAGGAGGCGAAGCCCCAGGCCCGCGCUCCGCCAAAGCCGCCUCCCGGAAAGGAUCCGCCGCGGCCGAAGACCAGCCAAGAGCGAAAGCCCUCCGAGUUCCGCUUUUGCGAUCUCCCUGAGGACUCUGCGAGUGAGGACGAAGGAGACUGCCUAGAGCUAG
Messenger RNA from Symbiodinium sp. CCMP2456, 678 nucleotides. The record is from the annotation of a GenBank genome assembly. Lineage: Eukaryota; Dinophyceae; Suessiales; Symbiodiniaceae.